Molecule: messenger RNA, 3833 nt
Organism: Symsagittifera roscoffensis
Lineage: Eukaryota; Metazoa; Xenacoelomorpha; Acoela; Convolutidae
Exons: 3
Coding region: 405-3833 (1142 amino acids)
Biological process (GO): DNA integration
Molecular function (GO): nucleic acid binding
Source: RefSeq, a predicted model, not a curated record
CUAAAUAGUGACAGGUAGGUAGGUAAAUACGUCAUCCUCAGUUGUCCUCUGGGAGGUCAACACUCAUUGGUGCUAAUCUUUGCACCCGGUUUUUUUUGCCGUUUAUACUGGUAAUUGGUAGGUAGGUAGGGUCGGUAGGCUGGUAGGACCAGGUAGGUUCUUGGACUAGCUUUAAAAUCGCAGUUAAUUGUUAAUACCGAGGACACUUUGAACGACCGCUCAAUUUUCCCUCGGAGGUAGGUACAAGUGGUAAGGUACAGUGGUAAUUGGUUAAACUUUAUCCAUUAUUUCGCUCCUUCUUACGAGCAUCGGUGGUAUUCGGUAUAAGUUGGUAGGUUGGUAAAGGUAAAUUCAUAUACUGGUAUAAGUUGGUAGGUAUUGGUUUACGUCUCCUGGUUCAAGGUAUGGCCCCAUCCGGUAGAAAUAAAACGACGCAAAACAAUGACAGCGAUCCUUCGGAACAAAAUGGUACCCAAACGCAAGAUACCAAUCAAAACGUUCAAGAGACUGGCGUUCGAAAACUGGUUUCGCUUCGACGUCAUCACGAAAUGGAGAUCAAUACUUUGAUCGACAUGCUCGAAAACAACAUCUACGAGGAAGAAGAUGAUCUUGAACUCAUCAAUGAAACGUUCACUGAAUUGUCUCAAUUCCAACAAAAACUUGAUACCCUGAACGAUCAAAUGUUACAGGCUGGUUCUGAACACGAUUUUGAAGAACAUUCUCACUGGACAGUACAGUUGAAACAGAAAAUCCGAGUAUUUUCAAUGAAAGUGAAAAAAUAUUUGAAAAAACAAGUAUCAAAUCCUGCUACUUCUACAAUUCCAAAUAACAGCGCUCAAGAAAAUGCUACUUCAAUUUUCCCACAGGAAACCGCAACCUCCAUGCCGACUGCAAACAUAAUGGAUAUACCAAACAACAACCUUAUAACCAUGAGCAACAAUACUCAAGGCAAUGCAAGAACAGCUGCCGCUGACGACAACCUUUCGGCGCCAUUUCAAGGCGACCAAUCAUUUUCAAAUCCAUUUGCUAGUGAUGUUCCUAACCACAGCUCACAACAAGCUAGUGCUGCAAACCCUCCUAACAACAACAAUCGAGCUUUGGCAACUAAUUCAAGCGACACUUCUACUACAUUCAGUCGAUCAGUGCCAAAACUGAAGCCUACAAUUUUCAAUGGCAAUCCCAACUAUUGGUUGCACUGGUAUGGUGUAUUCGUAUCAUCGAUUCAUAAUUCUAAUAUGUCUCCAACUGAAAAGAUGAUCCAUCUUCAAUCAUUGGUAACUGGCCCAGCUAAACUAAUGAUAGCUGGUUAUGGUGCAAACGGCGACACAUACGAACUAGCACUACAACGUCUUCGUGAAAACUUUGGCAAUACCAAUAGAAUUGUCAACUCUUUUUUGCAACGUCUUGCAAAUUUCAAACCUCCAAAUCUGGCUCAACCAGAAUCAUACAUGCAGUUUUCUGCUUUUCUCCUAACUUUAGUGGACACUUUUGAGCAACUUGGUUUUGUUCACGAUAUUUGUUCUACAACAAACUUGAACACUGCUCUGGCAAAGCUUCCCGACCCUGUGAGAUUAGAAUGGAAUCGCUUCGUCAUCGACAAAGACUACGAUCAACCCUCCUUGAGACAUCUAGCACAAUGGUUUCAACGGUACGCACAGGCGUGUCGCGACAUGCCUCCGACAGGUUUCCGAAACCAAAACAAUAACAAUUUUAACAAUUCUUCUGGAAACGCUAAACACCCUAGUGGUUCCCGUUUCAAUGGUUUUACUACAAAUGGUGUAGGAAAUCAAAAUCAGCGCUUUAACCAUCAGGGAGAUCAACAAAACUCUCGUGCUCAGAAUAAUGUAAACUCGAAUGCUUGUCCUAGUGGAGACACCUGUGGACCUCUCUACAAAUGCGAGCACUUCAAAGCUUUAGACCCUAAGCAACGAAAAGAGCAUGCCCGAAAAAUGCACUUAUGCUUUAACUGUCUAGGGAAUCAUAGGUUUACUGACUGCAAUUCGAAAUCGCUCUGUCGAACCGAUAAUUGUGGUAAAAAACACCACACUCUACUCCACGAUCCUUCUGAUACUUAUGGAAAAAACCCUAGUAAAGCUGCAGUGAAUCGCGCAAUAGCUUGUCAGAGAUCAGAUAGUGGUAGCUGCGUAACUCUACUACUGGACUCAGUGGCAACUCAACUAGGCUUGGACGUCAACAAGAAGCACUCACUUCCCAUAUCUGGAUAUCAUGAGACCAAGUCAGUUCAAGUUACAUCUGUGGAUGUACAAAUUAGACCAUACAAAAGCACAUCGACUCUAAUGACGCUCGAUGACCUACUCACGGUAGAUGAAAAUAAUUUGGCCCCAGUUGAUAUUUUUCAACUAAACGCAAUGUGCAACAAUUUUCCACAUUUAAAGCAUGUUAAAUACCCGGACUUAAACGACAAUAGCAUAUCGCUAGUCAUCGGAAACAACAAUCCAGAAUAUCAUGAGAUCAAAAAUACCGUUUAUGGCCCCAAGAAUGUUCCCUGGGCUAUCGAAACCCUUUUGGGAUGGACAUGCACAGACAUCAAAAAAGAAAAACCAAUUGAAGGCAAAAGUAGACUUCGAACAUUAGCACCGUUUGUGGACAACUUCGGUAUCCUGCGUUCUCGUGGACGUCUCACGCGUGCCCCUAUCAUGCUAUCAGCUAGAUAUCCAAUCAUUCUCGCUGGUGAAAACCCCAAUGUUCGCCUGCUGCUAGCUAACAUCCAUGUUCUACAUUCCCACUGCGGAAAGGAACAAGCAAUGGCCAUAGCACAGGAAAACUACUGGAUUCUUCGCUGCCGCGUCAUGCUGAAAAGUAUCAUACACAGUUGUAUACCCUGCAGAAGAAUGCAACAACAAGUCGACUACCCUCAGAUGUCAGAUCUUCCAAUUGAUCGACUGCCAUCAAAAAAUCAUUUUCCUUUUGCAACGACUGGAUUGGACUACGUUGGACCUUUUCCCAUCAUCCUUCAAGGAAAACAAUACCAAGCGUAUAUUUUACUGUUCACAUGCUUAGUGAUCAGAGCUGUUCAUCUUGAAAUCUCAUUAGGACUAUCGACAGACAGCACUCUUCUUUGUAUCAGACGCUUUUUUGCCCGGCGAGGAAAACCAUCGAAAAUGGUUUCUGAUUGUGGGACAAGUUUUGUGGGCUCCAAUUCUGAGCUGAAGAAAUGUCUAGACAACUUGGAAAAGAACAAAGAAUUUGUGGAAAGCAUCAAUCAGCUGGACGUAUCACUCGAAUGGAAAUUCAACCCUCCUGCGGCCCCUCAUUUUGGUGGUUCUUGGGAACGACUAGUUCAGAUAUUUAAACUUUCCCUGUACAAAGUCAUCGGAUCAAGAACACUCUCCUAUGAAACACUGGCUACUUUCACGACCGAAAUUGAAUCAACCAUGAAUUCACGACCUUUAACCAAUGUGUCUGACGACAUCAAAGAUGAUCUGCCUCUCACUCCCAACCAUUUCCUUCUUGGUCGUGGAACUCCAAAUUUACCGCCUGGUAUCUUCAAGGACAAGGAUUUAUCUCUGUCAAAAUCAUGGAAAGCAUCCCAACUACUCGCAGAUCACUUCUGGAAUCGCUUUCUUCGAGAGUACUUACCAGGUCAGCAGAAACGAUCAAAGUGGACUUCUGCGACUUCCAAUUUGCAACCCAACGACAUGGUCUGGAUGUUGGAGGAUUUUACACCUCGUGGACUGUGGCCUCUUGCUAAAGUGGUGGAAACCUUUCCUGGACAAGAUGGAAUAGUCCGCUCAGUGAAGCUGAAAACGCCAACUGGAUUCAAAGUUCGACCUGUGGUCAAAUUGAGCCGCGUUUUCCCAGUUUCGCAGUAA